This is a messenger RNA of Perkinsus marinus ATCC 50983, 173 nucleotides long. RefSeq lists its product as hypothetical. The annotation marks the transcript as partial. The transcript has a single exon. NCBI's taxonomy places the organism in Eukaryota, Perkinsozoa, Perkinsida, Perkinsidae. The record is from RefSeq and is a predicted model, not a curated record.
GUAUAUCAACCGUGCCGAAAUAACGUCUUCUAUCUACUGUUUUGCGACACUGCCUAUUGCCUGGGAGGCAGAACGCAUACUGAUUUGGUUGAAACAAGAUCCGAGCAUCGCAGAGCUUUCGGGCCAAUAUGUUCGUGGAGCCUGCAUCGGAGCAUGGCCGUUGUGCAUGUUCA